Messenger RNA from Wickerhamiella sorbophila, 1359 nucleotides. Its product is annotated as Sphingoid long chain base kinase 4. Gene Ontology annotation, biological process: sphingosine biosynthetic process. The transcript has a single exon. The record is from RefSeq and is a predicted model, not a curated record. NCBI's taxonomy places the organism in Eukaryota, Fungi, Ascomycota, Dipodascomycetes, Dipodascales, Trichomonascaceae. The coding region runs from base 1 to 1359 and encodes 452 amino acids. Gene Ontology annotation, cellular component: cytoplasm; intracellular membrane-bounded organelle; membrane.
AUGAUCCUCAAGGGGAAGCUGGUCCACCAAGGAAUAGAAGUACCCGAUUCCAGCAGAAGCUACUGCGGGAGUGCGGCCAAGCAACCUCAAGUCAUUUCAUUUGAUGAAAUCAUCUGGGCAGAGACUGUCGGCAAUGCGAUUAACCUGUCCUACAUCCAGCUUAAUGCGGACAAAACGAAAGGCGAACUUAGAAUGACGCGCCUCCGUAUAGAGGACGAAGAGCCUCAAAGCGGAGCUUCUCCUCCUGUUUACAUCCUCAAUGAGGCGUACGCUGACAGUAAACGCCAAAAAAGACUCUAUGUGAUUGUAAAUCCUCAUAGUGGGCCGGGCCAUGCCCGCAAGCUAUAUCAUGACCACGCCGAGAAGCUCCUUAAAGCCGGUAGAUGUGAAAUCACUCUACAAACGUCAAAUUAUAUCGGACAUGCGGAAGAGCUAAUGAAGGACCUGGAUAUCGAACAAUACGAUGCUAUAGUGUGUGUGAGCGGCGACGGUUUGCCGCAUGAAGUCAUGAACGGGCUGGCCAAACGGCCUGAUGGAGCCCAUAUUUUAGCCACAACUCCUAUUUGCCAACUCCCAGGUGGCUCCGGCAACGCCAUGUGCUACUCACUGAACGGAACAGUCGAUGUGAGUGUUGCCUGUCUCAAUAUUAUUAAAGGCGUCGCCAUGCCUACAGAUUUAAUGGCGAUUACGCAAAGGAACAGACCCACAAGAUACUCAUUUUUAAGCCAAUCGUGGGGAAUUGUUGCUGAUUGUGACCUUGGCACCGACAGCUGGCGGUGGAUGGGGUCGUUCCGGUUUGAACUGGGCUUGUUGAUCAAACUGAUCUCUGGCAACACCUACCCUUGUAAAAUUUCCUACAAGCUUGCAUGUCCUGAAGAACGGAAAAGCGUCAUUGCAUACUUUAGCGAGAAUAAGGCGUCAGGAAUCAGCCAAAAGCUGGAUGAGCACUCCCUUGAUCUGAAAUAUGGAACAGUCGACGACCAAAUACCCCAGGACUGGACAGUGGAAACGCAUCGCGACAUGGUUAAUUUUUACGUCGGAAAUAUGCCAUGGAUGUCUUCCGAUGCAAUUGUGUUUCCUUAUACAUUACCUCAAGACGGCGCUAUGGAUAUGAUCACCUGGGACUCGGACGUAAAGUUUUUUGAAGGCCUUCAGCGAUUCAUUGCCAUGACCAAAGCCACCCAUGUGAACAACCCAAGAUUAAUCUAUCGAAAAGUAGUGGCCUAUCGUCUCGAGCCACUGUCUGAGCAUUAUUUGUCCGUGGACGGCGAAAGCUACCCUUGUGAACAAUUCCAGGUAGAGCUUCUGCCCCGGGCAGGCUGCAUUUUGAGUCGAGGAGAUUAUGCAGCUGUUCCUUAA